This is a messenger RNA of Dovyalis caffra, 978 nucleotides long. The record is from the annotation of a GenBank genome assembly. Lineage: Eukaryota; Viridiplantae; Streptophyta; Magnoliopsida; Malpighiales; Salicaceae.
AUGGAGUGGAUAGCAAAGAAUGUAGAGUCAGUCAAAUCUAUGAAGAUCAGAAACACUCUCUCUCAAUUCAUCACUCUUGGGGUAAUAGUGUCUUCAGCUUUAAUAAUAUGGAAAGCCUUGAUGUGCUUAACUGGCAGUGAAUCUCCUGUCGUUGUUGUUCUUUCUGGUAGCAUGGAACCUGGUUUCAAACGAGUUAAGAAUCCCAUGUUUGGUGACAUUUUGUUCUUGCAUAUGAGGAAGGCCCCAAUUCGCACAGGAGAGAUUGUCGUGUACAAUGUAGAUGGACGCGAUAUUCCAAUUGUUCAUCGAGUAAUUGAGGUUCAUGAACAGGAAAAUAAUGGAAAAGUUGAUAUCCUUACAAAAGGAGACGCUAAUCCUACGGAUGACAGGGGUUUGUAUGCUUACGGACAGCGGUGGUUGAAGCCACAGCAAAUUAUGGGGAGAGCUGUUGGGUUUCUUCCUUACGUUGGUUGGGCUACAAUUAUCAUGACCGAGAAACCUAUCAUCAAGUACAUACUUGUUGGCGCUUUAGGGAUUAUAGUGUCGACAGCCUUAAUAAUAUGGAAAGUCUUAAUGUGUUUAACUGGUAGUGAAUCUCCUGUUGUCGUUGUUCUUUCUGGUAGCAUGGAACCUGGUUUCAAACGAGGUGACAUUUUGUUCUUGCAUAUGGGCAAGGCCCCAAUUCGAACAGGAGAGAUUGUUGUGUAUAAUGUAGAAGGACGCCCAAUUCCAAUUGUCCAUCGAGUAACUGAGGUUCACAAAGAGGAUAAUAAUGGAAAUGUUGACCUUCUUACAAAAGGAGACGCUAAUGACGCGAAUGACAGGGGUUUGUAUGCUAAUGGUCAGCGUUGGUUGAAGCCACAACAAAUUAUGGGGAGAGCUGUUGCGUUUGUGCCUUAUGCUGUACAUACUUAUAGGCGUUUUAGGUCUGCUGGUCAUAACCUCGAAGGAUUAGGCAAUCAAGUGGAUACCAUAUAA